Messenger RNA from Pediculus humanus corporis (human body louse), 330 nucleotides. RefSeq lists its product as uncharacterized. The record is from RefSeq and is a predicted model, not a curated record. NCBI's taxonomy places the organism in Eukaryota, Metazoa, Arthropoda, Insecta, Psocodea, Pediculidae. The coding region runs from base 1 to 330 and encodes 109 amino acids. The transcript is spliced from 2 exons.
AUGAAAAGAAAAAAUCAAAAUUUAUUAUCAGGUUCUGAUGGUUUUAAUAAACGUAAUUCUUUUGAUGAUAUUAAAUGUACGGAUAAAACACAAAAGAAAGUUCAUUGCAUUGCUGAAAUGCGAAGUUUAAAAUAUCAAAAAUCACUCAAAGUACAGGAAAAAAAUGGAGACGAAGCUGCUUAUUCAAAUCUUAAAGCUGAAAUCCGAAGAUUAACAUUCAAUCCAAAAGUACCUAAAGAUGAUUUGAGAAAAUUUUUAAAAGAAUGGAAAUGCGAAGAAGAGGAUAAACUUCAUAAUGCGGUACAUCGACUUUGCAGUAUUGAAGAGUAA